UUCACUUUAACAAUUUAACUUGAUAUUUGACUUGAUUUUCAACAAUUAACCAUAAAAGUGCAACAGGUAAUUAAAUUGUGAUCUUCAAAGUACAUUUUGAUUGACUGACUGAUUGUCAUACUUGGUUAACUGUUAAUUUAAUCUUGCUCGGUGGUAUCGAGUUAAUUAUUUUCCCAAUGAGAUUAACAUGGUCACCAGUGUUUCCAUCACAAUUAACUGUAAUUAUCUUCACAGUGAUAAUCUUUAAUUGUGUUAAAUCAACUUGUCAAUAUUGUGUUACCUUUGAUUUUGAUGAUCCAAAUUAUCAUGAAAAUUUUGCCUCCUUACAAUCAACUAUCAUUCAAUUAGAAAGCAAUUCAACGGUUAACAUAAUUACUCCAGGUUAUAAUGAAUCUCAACAUUAUCCAAGUAAUUUAAUUUGUUCCUGGACAAUUAAACAAAAAUUGUCUAAUUACAAUCAUGAUCCAAUCGCGAUUCAUUUUGAUGAUUUUAAUUUAGAAAAUAGUUUCAAUUGUGUUCUAGAUUCUCUCUGGUUAUUCAUUGGUAAAAAUUUAACACAAUCACCUGAUUAUCGUUUCUGUGGGUCAAUUAAACCGGAUGAUCAAAUUUUCAACACAACAACAAUUAAUUUAAUCUUCAUCACUGAUUCACAUCGUAAUUAUCGAGGAUUCAACAUCUCAUUUAAAUUUGACAAUUCCAAAGGUUCACAUGAAAGUAAAUGUGUCGAUACUUUGACUCAAUUUUCCUGUUCUAACGGUAAUUGUGUUAACAGUUCGUUGGUUUGUAAUGAAAUUGAUGAUUGUCACGAUGGAUCCGACGAAGAUGAAUGUCAUCAUAAUGAUAUCGUUGACGAUGAUGAUGAUAAUGAUGGGACAAGGAUGGUCAUCUGUCCUUCCUGGAUUAAUAAUAACAAAUUAAAGGGUCGACUCUCAAUUAUUGGAGGAACCACUUCCUUACCUAAUUCUUGGCCAUGGCAAGUCUCAUUGCGGAUCAGGUCACAAUCGUCAAUCCAUUGGAAGCACAUUUGUGGAGCUGUUUUAAUCAACUAUUCAACCAUAUUAACGGCAGCUCAUUGUUUCCAUAAUAAACAUCUCAAUCUAACUAAAUACUCGCUGGCUUUUGGUGAAUACAAAUUAGAUGAUGAAUCUUCAGCUGAUCAACUAAUCACUCGAUAUCCACGAGAUAUUAUUAUUCAUCCAGAUUACCAAUUAAAUGGUGUUAAUGGUAAAGAAGAUGAUAUCGCCGUAAUCAAAUUAAAUUAUCCAGUUUACAAUUUAACUAAUAUCAAACCAGUUUGUAUUCACAAUUGGACAACAUUUGAUGAUUUACCUAAAUAUGGUUUCGUCACUGGUUGGAGUCAAGGUCUAAAUAAUUUAAUCAACGUUUUAUCUGAAGUACGAUUACCAUUGAUUUCGGGUUCUCAGUGUUCUCAUUAUUAUGGAAAUGAGUUUUUCAUUGAUUCCGAUAAAAUUAUCUGUGCGGGUCAGAAAGAAGGUCAUAAAGACUCAUGCAAGGGUGAUUCUGGUGGACCUUUAGUUGUUAAUCUUCGUGGUGGCUGGUCGUUAAUUGCAUUGGUCUCAUCUGGUUCUGGUUGUGGAUUACCUGAGAAACCAGGAAUCUACACUAACGUUAAUUAUUAUAGUAAUUGGAUUAUGGAAACAAUCAAAAAAAUUAGAUGACAAUCAACGGAAAAUGUAUCAUUCUCAUCAAUUGUUCAUCUUCAAUGUUGAACAAUUAAAAGCGAAAUGAUCAAUGUAAAUUGGGCUUAGGGAUGAUCUAAACAAUCAACUAAACUUUGAUAACAAUUCAAUCAAUAUCAAUAACAAUUAACUUUAAAUUAGGUAAUUUCAUCACAAUGUUUAUAAUAAUCAAUUUCAAUAAUGAAUAAAUUGAUUGUUAUUAAACUCUAAGAAUAAUCAACAAUCUCUUAUUACUUAUGAUUACAAUUUAAUAGAUUUAAUUUUAAUCACUAACCCGAUCUGAUGAAAAAAUUUCCACACCAAUUAUAUUAAUAAUUAUAAUGAAAAUUUUGAUUGAAUGAAAAAAAGGUUAAUCUGUAGGCUUGUCUAUUAACUACUCAUCUUCACCUAAUCUUAAUUUAACUUGAUUAAUGAAAAGAUUAUCAUGAUAGUGAUGAUGAGAAGAUUAAAAUAAUUUUCUUAAUCAUCAAUGUCUAAUCGUACGGUAUCUUGAUCAUGAUUAACAAAAAGGAUAAUCAAACCCUGGGUUGGGUUAAAUUGUUGAUUGACAAUUUACCUUUAACAAUAACAACAAUCGGCUACUUGAUAUUAAUAAAAUCAU
Messenger RNA from Panonychus citri (citrus red mite), 2301 nucleotides. RefSeq names its product coagulation factor IX-like. The record is from RefSeq and is a predicted model, not a curated record. The transcript is spliced from 6 exons. Gene Ontology annotation, molecular function: serine-type endopeptidase activity; protein binding. Bases 177 to 1679 code for a protein of 500 amino acids. Gene Ontology annotation, biological process: acrosome reaction; proteolysis. NCBI's taxonomy places the organism in Eukaryota, Metazoa, Arthropoda, Arachnida, Trombidiformes, Tetranychidae.